GUUUAUCAAAGUGCCUGUCAAAGUGUCAAUUAUGAACUCAAGUUUGUACUUCGUAUAUUUGUAAUUUUGUGGUGUGCGCUAGCGUACUUCGUAAGUUCGUAGUUAAGUUAAACAAUUUAUCGUGAAAGAUUUAUGGCCAACUUUCGUCGAAUUCAUUUGAAAGUGUAAUGUUGACAUUUUACAAGGAAAUUCGUAGAACGAAGUUUUCUUGUGCCUUUUUAAUGUGUAGAUGUGUAUGUACAAUUAUCUUUAAGUAGAUUAACUCUCACAAAAAUGCCUACAGCCUACAGUAAAAAACUCUACACUGUAUUCUCAAACUAUCCUCUUCUACGAGGAAUGGCAUCCUAUAGUAUUUUUUGGCCCACAUCUAGCUUAGUACAACAAACCUUUGAAAGAAAUAAAUUUGGUGACUAUGACUGGUGGAGAUGUGCCCGCUAUGGUCUAUAUGGGUCUUGUUUUGUUGCACCUACUUUGUAUAGUUGGCUUACAAUUGCCAAUAUUAUGUGGCCAGGAAACACAAUACGUGCUGGUGUAAUCAAGACAAUUGCGGAAUCUUUUACCUAUGCACCAUUGAGUAUGUGUAGUUUUUACUUCAUCAUGAGUCUACUGGAAUCAAAGCCAUUCCAUGAAGCUAUUGCAGAAGUUGAUGCCAAGUUUCUACCAACAUACAAGAUGGGUGUUGCAGUCUGGCCGGCUAUAGCUAUGAUAAAUUUCUGUUUCAUUCCUCAAAAAAACAGGGUACCAUUUAUUAGUGUAUGUAGUCUUUUAUGGACAUGCUACCUUGCAUAUAUGAAACACUUAGACAAAGAAAAAGUUAUUGCGUCAUCUACUACAAACCCUGUCAAAUUGCUAAAAGCAACCUUAUAGUUCAUAGAAUCAGGGUCAACUACUAUAAGUGGGUCAAUAUUCAAUAAUUCUCUAGAAAAGGACAAAAAUAUUAUUGUGAUUAUUUGCUUUACGGGUAAAGGAUUUUAAGGUUGAAAUAAAAUGCACUCUUAUAAAAAAAAACAUUUAUUAAUCUUAUCAAAUUCUACGCGAUGUUAUUCACUAUGAGCAGUCCUUAAAGAUUACAUCUACAUCCUAUUCACUUUGGCACGAGAAAAUAUCAUCUGAACUAUGAAUGCAAGAAUUCGAAAAGUUAAUUUUAACAAUCAAUUACUGAAAAUAUUUAUAUUGCACUGUCUUUGUGAUGCUUUUGAUGGACGUUAAUCAAUAAUACAUAAUUAGACGUUUCAAUCGCAA
This is a messenger RNA of Trichoplusia ni (cabbage looper), 1242 nucleotides long. Its product is annotated as mpv17-like protein. The transcript is spliced from 4 exons. Gene Ontology annotation, cellular component: membrane; cytoplasm. Bases 274 to 867 code for a protein of 197 amino acids. The record is from RefSeq and is a predicted model, not a curated record. NCBI's taxonomy places the organism in Eukaryota, Metazoa, Arthropoda, Insecta, Lepidoptera, Noctuidae.